Messenger RNA from Penicillium hordei, 1338 nucleotides. RefSeq lists its product as uncharacterized. Lineage: Eukaryota; Fungi; Ascomycota; Eurotiomycetes; Eurotiales; Aspergillaceae. The transcript has 7 exons. Bases 1 to 1338 code for a protein of 445 amino acids. The record is from RefSeq and is a predicted model, not a curated record.
AUGACCACCAAUUCAAUAUAUUCUACAUUCUGUCCCCCUGGCAAUCUAGCUGGCAUAUCUGUUUACCAGAGCGAUGUUGACACAUCACAUACGCUCAUUGCUCGUGUUUUCAACAACAGCGGCUUAUUCCAAGAACAUAUUUCAACCACACCACUUCCAAAGUUACGUAUCAUCUCCAUACACUCCAAGUCAUCAAUCUUGCCGCUCCAAAUCUCAAGGGAUGCUCUACAGACGCUCAAGGACACCUAUAGUAUUGGUGACGAGUUAUGGAACUUGACUUCGACAUUCGGGGACAAACCCAUGAGUGCAGCUGUAGGUGAAGGAGGAAUGAAAGUACAAAGUGGCGAGAAUGGUAUUCAAGAUAUCUCUUACAGACUCACAUUUCCAACGCCACUGCCAGGGGGAGUUCACAGGUGGACUAUGCGCCAAAUGGCUGUUUUCCACCACCAUGAUCCUAACGACCUUCAAAAUCUCUGGAUCUUCUUUCAUGUCCGUUCUGAUACACCCAUGCAGAAAGAAAUUGAGAAAUAUGCCUCGCUUUCCCAGCAGGGGCUGCGCUCAGACCAUGCGUGGUAUGCACUUCAUUCUGCGGCUUUCUCUUCUUAUCUGGAUAAUUGGCGCUCCUAUAUGAACAGCUUAGGUCACAAAGUGGAUAGACAUACUGAUGAAUCCCUGGACUUCAUUUUGAGAAAUGUCGAUCGCAUUUUGACUGCUGGGGGUGCAACCAACUUGACGGAUAUUCACAACACACGCGACCUUUUAGUGCCUACCUCAUACAGAUUGAGGGUAAUAUUGGACACUCUCGCAAAAUUAGGUGAUUUGAGCAGUGUUCUGAGUUCACAGCAUAACAGUGCAGACAACGGCUUUCAAAAACUUGUCACGUGUGUGGGAUACCACAAAGAUCGUCUAGAGGGGUGUGUUGUUGGGGUAGACGUGCUGAAGGAGAAGGUUAAGGACAUAUUAAACAUGUCUACAUUAGGGUUGGAUGUCAGGAUGACUCACGAGAUACUCGACCUCAACAACCGAAUGGUUCAAUUGAAUGACCGCAUGAUUAGGGCCAACAAGGUGGUCGCUUUCCUGACGGUUAUUUAUUUACCCGCAAGCCUUGCAUCGUCUAUCUUCGGGAUGAACUUGUUCAAGUUCGAUGAUGGGACAACUGAAGAAUUCCAAGUAUCUAGGAAAAUCUGGAUCUAUGUUGUUGCAACAUUUACCUUGGCAAUUGUUACAAUGGGCAUGUCGCAUCUAUGGUCUCACAAAGAGCAGAUACUAAGGCGUAGUUUGUGCUUCCCGAAGCUCAGAAUAUAUCAGGAGACCAAGGAGAUGUCGAGUGAUACUUAA